GCAGAAAGAAAACAGGAGGAAAUCUGUUUCACUUUCGUUUCCUCAGAGUUUCAUAUUUCAGACUCUGCUCAGGUGAUAAAAGGCUGAGCAGCGAUCAGAGCACAGCAGACGGAGGUGGAACUGAGGACGGAGACGACGCUGAAGAAAUACAGACUUAGAGAUGGAUCUGAGACAGAAACUGAGAGGUGGCUCUGGACAAAUGUCCAACAUGGGUCGAAGAAACUUCCAUGAAAACCAGCUCCAGCCACCAAGACGGGAUCAAGUCAGACAGAGACGAGCUGGGAAUCAGGGCACACCACUUAAAAGCCUGUUGAAGAUGAUUGUAUCAAAUCUUCAUGCCCUUGGAAAUCACAGAAGACACCAACUUUAGGGGCUUUGUCCAUGCACUAAACCUCACUUUUCAAAUUCCUCCCAAACCUGAGGUUCGCUCGCAACUCCUCAGUGUUUACAAAGAAAAGGAAAAAGAGCUGCGAAGUACCUUGGCCUCUGCUGACGACAUUGUGCUGACAUGUGAGCUGUGGUCCUCAAGACCUGAAGACUCCUAUCUGUCGGUGGGCUGCCAUUUUGUGGAUCACCUUGGGAAUCGCAAGUCGAACAUGCUCCAAACUACCAGUCUUCUUGGAGACGAAUCUGCAGCCAACAUUAAAAAUCAACUCUCAGCUGUCAUUGAGGCUUGGGGUGUGAAAGAAAAGGUCCACACCGUCAUCAGAGCUGGCAUACCACAACUGAAAAAUGACAAAGCAAAGUGGUCACACAUGCCUUGUUUUGCUGACACCUUAGACGAGGUAUUUAAAGAUCUGAAGAGCAAUGAUGAGUUCUCCGAUGUUCUCAGAAAGUGUCAGAACAUUGUCAGAUUCUUUAAGAAUGAUUGUGAAGCUGAGAAGAAGCUCAGAAAGAUUCAACAGCAGCUGAAGAUAAAAGAAGAGGAGCUGAUCAUGUACUCAGGGGAACGAUGGUUCGGUUGGCUGGACAUGCUUCAGCGGCUGCAUCAGCAGUACCAAGCCAUGCCGAUGGUGUUCAACGAGAGGGGCAAGACAGAGUUAAUUCUAAAUGAAAAUGAUAAAGAGAAAAUCAAGAACAUCAUAUCUGCCCUGGAGCCUCUGAGGGAAGUCACAUCCAAGAUGAAAAGAAAAGGAUUCGAGACUAUUUCAGUCAUGCUGCCUCUGCUGAAGACACUCAUGGACAAACUUGAAGAAAAGAAAAACAAUAAUGUCGCUCAGGCCUUACUGUCAAAAUGUAAAAAUAAAUUUGGUAACGUCAACAACCACCCACUGGCUCCGAACACAUUCCUUGAUCCAAGACUCAAAAACUGGCUGAAAGACCAAAACAAAAAACAAGUCAUGGAAAAAAUAGUAAAGGAGCUCAGUGCAGGACGACCCGGCUCUUCUGCAAAGUUCAAAGACCUCCUGGAGAGAUACGUGGCCUACACUCCUAAUGAUGAGAAGUCAAACCCAUUCUCUUGGUGGAGGCACACGGGAAAGGAGAACUUUGGUGAACUGAGCAAACUUGCUCUGAAGAAACUUGGUGUUGUCUCAACUGCUGUGCCUUUGGAGAGAGCCUUCUCCGAGGCAGGUGAUCAUUUCUGCAACCUCAGGAACUCCAUCGAGCCAGAAAACCUCAACAUGAUCCUGUUCCUCAACAGCAACUGGUCAACAGAGUCUUAGAGUUCUCUUCAAGCUGAUAACAACACACUCCAAUAUUUUUACAAAGACACUUUCCUGUAACAAAUAUAAUGCAAAUUAAAGAUGGCAUACCUCCACCAAAUCCAGGGCUGGCCCAUAAAACGAUAAUUAUUGUGAGUAACUUUUCCUCGAUAGAAAUAUAAGACAUGGUCGUUACAAUGUUGAUAGAACUCAUUUUGACAGACAACACAAAAAGCCAACGAUAAUGAGAAUCAUGUUGCACUGAACCAAUCACGUGUCUGGAACAGAGUUACAGCAACAUCAGGUUGGGUUGACUCACACAGUACGAGCUGAUGUUUGAGCAACUGCAACCGUGAACAGCAGCACGUCAGGAGAGGGAGCGAGAUAAAAGAGAAAAUGACGACUGAAAAUGUUAAAGAAAACUUGAGCAACAGCGUUACCGAAGAAUACAUCUCAACGGACACAGCAUGUUCCCACAAAGACCACUGAUCUGUUUCACCAUCUGAAGCAAAGCCGUCCUUUAGAGCACGAUGAUAGACUUUACAGUCCCAGACCCAAACCAGGUCCUGCUGGUCCCCCUAAAACAACCAGAGUGAAACCUGCACAACAACAGACCACAGAGUCACUUUCUCCAGCUCCACGCCACAGAAACACGAACCUGAUGACUUCUGCACAUCUCACCGAGCAGGAAAAGGAACCUUUAAGUUCAACAGAAACAGAUUUGAUUCAUAUCGAUAUCCACUGACCAAAGAUACACAACAGUCUGAAUUAGUAACAGAGGAAAGUGUUGGAUCAGCUCAGACAUACUCAAUAUGUAUCCUGGAGAAUGUAGAUGGAGUAGCGCCACCUACUGGUGAAAUGCUAGUUAGAUUUGUAGGAUUACUCAGUUUGACAUUUUCUUGUAUAAUCUAGAUCUGGGUAGAAAUUAGCAGUGCAAAGAUUUAUAGUAGAGGUUAUGUCAGACAGGCCACACUAACUGGUCAUAGCAGAUUUAAAUGGUACAACCAAUUCGACUUUUUGGAAAUUAAGACAGACGUGGAUGCCCCUGCUCCAGUGAACCUUUUCACAAGCUUCCAUCUGUGAUCGUCCAAAACCCAAAGCUCAUGGCCGAAGCCAAGGGUUGGACAUCGAUUGCUGGAUAAUUUAAGCUUCAUUUUAAGGCUGAACCACCACAGUCUGGUACAGAAUCCACAUUACUCUGUCUCAUGCUCCGUCCGAUUCGUAAACAUGAACCUGAGACUGACGCCAAAACCUAAAGGAUUCAAAACACUGAUGGAAACCUGAUGAUUUCUGACGUGUUCACACAAAUCUCCCAAAUAUCAAAAUAUGAAAUAAUUAAAGUUCAGUUUCAGUUUUUCUUUAGUUCUUCAGUUAAAUUAUCAGUAAACAGCUGAAACAUUUUAUCAGUUUUCUUCUCAGUGUUUUACUUUAAGACUGAGCUUUAAAAAUAUAAUAUCUGUAUAUUGUUUGUGACUAAAAUGAUGUUAUAUUCUUAUAUUCUCUGAUGAACGUCUUUUCUGUCUCAUAUCUCUUCGAAAAAGUAGUUAAGUUUGUUAAAGUGUGCUGUAUUUUUUUAUUAAUUUGUUUUACUGACUUCAGUU
Molecule: messenger RNA, 3244 nt
Organism: Lates calcarifer (barramundi perch)
Lineage: Eukaryota; Metazoa; Chordata; Actinopteri; Centropomidae
Exons: 3
Coding region: 336-1664 (442 amino acids)
Molecular function (GO): protein dimerization activity
Source: RefSeq, a predicted model, not a curated record